Messenger RNA from Striga asiatica, 630 nucleotides. The record is from the annotation of a GenBank genome assembly. Lineage: Eukaryota; Viridiplantae; Streptophyta; Magnoliopsida; Lamiales; Orobanchaceae.
AUGUUCGGGGAUUGGAUUAGGGCACAGGACAAUCCUUCUUCGGCCGCAAGCCAACAUAAUUUCAGUGGUUCUGAAUCACCUAAAUCCCAAGGUACUAACAGUCAUAAACCUUCCACAAAAACGAGUACCCAUCCUAAUACUUCACAGCACCCUCUGACAACACUUAACCAAGAUAUCCCAGAAAUUCAACAAAAUACCAAAUCCCUCUCACCCUACAGCAAAAAUUUGGAGACAACACCUCUGCUAAAAAAUCCUCAAAGCUCAUCUCAGGAAAUAGUCCCAAUCCAGAUGGAAACUGAAGAACCAAUCCCUCAACCACAAAUUCAUAAACCAAUCUUACCUGACACAACCCAAGCCAAUAUCACAAUGCCUAAGCCCUCUGAGUACCUUCCAUUCUGUUCUUUUGAUCCUGUUCAAUCUGUCACCCCGGCUAAGAAAGGAUGGAAAAGGCAGGUGCAGAACAAGAAAAUUGAAACUCCUAGCAUUACAAUUAUCAAGCAAAUUAUUAAGCUCAAUUUCUGUGUUCAAGUUGAAUUUUGGGAUUCUGAUAAAAAUUGUUGGGUUUGGGGCAUUUUUGUGUAUCUAAGUACUGAUCUCAGAGUGAGGAGGAUUCAGUGGGAGUGUGUGGAA